UGUUAUGAGUGUGUCACUUUGCAGUCAUACCGCCAUGUUUAUGCACAAAAACACGAAGCAAACCGCUAGUGAGAAAAAGGAAGUCAUCGGGGGGGUUCUGAGAAUUACUGCGGUGACAGAUCAUGUGACUUUCUGUAAACUGAACCGAAAUGGGGCUCAUUUACAUCCCACCGCCAUCUCAGACAGGAAGUGUGUUUGUGUGACAUUAUUUUUGUUUGUUGACUUUUUUUCUGCUUCUCUAUUUUUUUGACAUGUAACGCAAAAACUGGCUAAUAAACAGUGAAAAUAAUCUACAUGUGAAAUCAAAGGGAAAUGAGCGACAGAUUGAUCAAUUAAUAUUGUUUUAAUUUGUUUUUAGUGUUUUUAGGUUGUUGUUUUUUUAAUCCAACACUUGGCUUUGAAGUCGGGCUUCACAGACUAAAUAUUAUGCAUCAGUUGUCAGCAGCAUAAGUUUUGUCACAUCCUUGCAGCACUGAAAGUGUUUUUUGCUUUUUUUUGACCAGUGCAGAAAGUGCAUUGCUUCUGUGCAGACUCAGGACCAGCUGCAAAGGGCAGUGCAGGCAGUGCAGGGGACACUAAUGCUGCAAUUAUGGCUGCAACAUUGGUCCCUUGCUUGCAUGCACAGUUGUGCAACCAUAAUGGCGGGCGCUCAGGCCACCCUGGACUCGCCAGUCCUCCUUAGCUUUUUGUUCCCUUUCCACACAAAAGGUCAAAUCAAAAUUUUAAGGCACACAUGUUGUCAUAUAUGCACAAAACAGUGUUUAUGUCCUCCGAUUACAAGCAUUCCUGAAUUAUUAUUAUUAUUAUUAUUAUUUUGAAUUGUCAGAUGAAACCACUUUUGAGCGUGAUGCCUGCAAUUGUUCUACUUUGCAGUAAUCCUCACUAGCUUAUAAAUCAUAGAUCAGUGCUCUUGUACAGCAGACAAGGGUUUUAUCAGAAGGGAUGUUUGGUUUCCAACUGUCUCUUAACUAACACCAAGAUGGUGUCUUAAGUCUUUCCAGCCAAUGACGCGCUCAGGCUCCUUACAUCAAUAGUAUGAGGCUAUAAAAUGUAACUUUUACAGUAAAUUGAAAUGUCUUUUUCUGCAGCUAGAGUAGUAAUAUUUGGUGAACACAAAAAUCACGAAGCGCACCUGAACUUGGCUUAAAACGCACUAUUUUGGAGCCAUGUCCUACAGGAUAGUUGUCAUAAUCUAGAGCAUGAGCUGAAAGAGGAGACAGAGUGAUCAUAGAGGCAUUUUCAAAGUUUUCUGCUGCAGUCUCCGUCUCUGUGCGAUUCAGGAAUCUCUGACCUCCUGCAGUGAUGUAUUGACUAAAUGCCGGUAACACUGACCUGCUCAAAGUUUAAAAAGAAUCGAGAGCUGCACCACAAGCCAAAACCAAACCAGAACACAGCCGUUCUCAUAGGUUGACGUGACCUUUGUGCAUCCACUGCCAUUUGCAAAGUUGUCAACGUCAAGCAGAAACUUCCAGUAAAACUUUCCACACUGAAAUAUUAGGCGGCCCGAGAGGGAUUCUUUAAAAACUUUGCGUACAUGAAUGCAUGCAAUCAUGCAUGCACAUGAAUUAAAACAGUUUUUUUUAAAAAGCUGCAGAGGCCGAGAAUGAGGACUGAAAAGAAGAGACAAAGCUUUGCGUAGUCUUAAAAAGACAAAACAGGGUCCAUACUCCAAUUAGCAGACUGCAACAGUGCAUGAUGCUCUCAUUAAAACUAACCUCUCUCAGGAUCGCUUAAACCAAGCUCACUGUUCUGAGCGAGUCCAGUGCUAACGAGCGACGUCAAAGGAUCACAAAGUGACCUCACUAGCCUCAAGUGACUAGUGGAAAAUUAAAUCUGCUUCCUCGUGGAAAUCACCUACAGUAUUCCUGCACAUCCUGGAAAAAUCUUAAAAGUCUUUAGAAUUCAUCCAAAUAUCAGUUUUCUUAAAUGCUGGAGCUGUCACAGCGACAGGUCUCUAGUGAUUCACAGCAACAGGACAGUUAAUUUUUUUUAUUGGAGUAAAAAUGUCUUCAGUCAUUCAGAAGUCUUAAAAGUGCUGAAUCCGUUGGUAGCCUGGAUGCUCGUGUCGUUAGCAUGUCUGCUGGCCGGCAGUGAGAUGGAGAAAAUCAGCCAUCAUUGUUAAACUGACCCUGCACAUGUAUGCAGGCAUUUCAAACUGACUGAAAUCAAGACAGAGAAAUUCGUUUGCUGGAUGCGAACAGCGACGCGCCCCUAAUGUAUUCGUAUUUUUCAGUAUUCUUGGUUGUUGUGAAUUAGUUUAAUUCUGAGUGGCAUUGAUAAAAACCUCUUAAAUCUGUUUAAUGUUCUGGCAAAUUACCAGCAUUUAUACUGAAUCCCAAAUGAAUUGACUCUUCCUGUGUGUCUGUGUCUCAGCUGAUCAGGUGUAUGGAGACCAGGACAUGCAUGAAGUGGUGCGGAAACACUGUAUGGACUACCUGAUGAAGAACGCAGAUUAUUUCUCCAACUACGUGACAGAGGACUUCACCACAUACAUCAACAGGAAGAGGAAAAACAACUGCCAUGGCAACCACAUCGAGAUGCAGGCCAUGGCGGAGAUGUACAACAGGCCAGUGGAGGUUUACCAGUACAGCACAGAACCAAUCAACACGUUCCACGGCAUCCAUCAGAACCACGACGAACCAAUCAGAGUGAGCUACCACCGCAACAUCCACUACAACUCCGUGGUUAAUCCCAACAAGGCCACGAUCGGGGUCGGACUGGGACUGCCCGCCUUCAAACCUGGGGUACAAAAACCAAACUCGCUUAGCACAUCAGACUGACUUUAGUUAUCCUAAAAGUUGGGAAAUCCCAGUUCUGCAAAAACACAACAAGUAACACAAUAAAUAAGUAGUAAAGCUCAGUAAAGUAGAGCAUGACAGAUUGGUAAAUCAAGCGAAUCAAGCUUGAUUUUAUACACCUGUGGCCAAUGAAGUGUUUGAAACACCCGAGUUCAACGAUUUGGAUGGGAGAGCGAAGACUCCUGCCUAAUCCACCUCCAUACCAUCAGAGAUGCAGGCUUUGAACUGAGCUGCAUGGUCUCUCGCCUCCAUAGCAGGACAAAAUUCAAGUUGUCUGACCACAGAACAGUUUUCCACUUUGUCUCAGUUCAAUCUAAAUGACCUUUGCCCCAGAAAAGAUGGUGGCAGCAUUUCUGGAUCAUGUUCACGUGUGGUUUCUUCUUUGCAGCUUUAACCUGCAUUUGUUGUUUGAAUGGCACAGAGAACAGGCUGUGUUCACAGACCGUGAUUCCUGGAAGUGUUCCUGAGCCCAUGCACGGAUUUCCAUGACAGAAUCAUGACUGUCUUAAAUGCAGUGCCGCCUGACAGUCCAAAGAUCACGGGCAUCCAAUAUUGAUUUUCAGCCUUGCUUUCUGCGCCAGAAAUUUCUCAAGAUGAAGUACUUCAGCAUGCAGAGUCCAGUUUUUUUGGAGACUGGUGAACCUCUGUCCAUCUUUAGUUUUAAGAAACUCCGCCUCCCCAAGACGCGCCUUUUACACCCAAUCGUGCUGCUUACCUGUUGUCAGUUAACUUAAUUAGUUGCAAGCUUUUUCUCUCAGUUUAAACAGUUGACAUGUUUUCUGUGUUGUAUUGUGAAUAAUCGAAGGGUUUGCUGGUUCCAAAUCAUUGCAUUCAGUUUUUGAUUACACGGCGUCGGGGUCAUUACGGUCUCACGCCGU
This is a messenger RNA of Haplochromis burtoni (Burton's mouthbrooder), 3676 nucleotides long. Its product is annotated as OTU domain-containing protein 5-like. The transcript is spliced from 3 exons. Gene Ontology annotation, molecular function: K63-linked deubiquitinase activity; cysteine-type deubiquitinase activity. NCBI's taxonomy places the organism in Eukaryota, Metazoa, Chordata, Actinopteri, Cichliformes, Cichlidae. The record is from RefSeq and is a predicted model, not a curated record. The coding region runs from base 2400 to 2780 and encodes 126 amino acids. Gene Ontology annotation, biological process: protein deubiquitination.